Molecule: messenger RNA, 1024 nt
Organism: Xenia sp. Carnegie-2017
Lineage: Eukaryota; Metazoa; Cnidaria; Anthozoa; Malacalcyonacea; Xeniidae
Product: synaptosomal-associated protein 25-like
Exons: 1
Coding region: 16-672 (218 amino acids)
Biological process (GO): exocytosis; synaptic vesicle priming; synaptic vesicle fusion to presynaptic active zone membrane
Cellular component (GO): plasma membrane; SNARE complex
Molecular function (GO): SNAP receptor activity; syntaxin binding
Source: RefSeq, a predicted model, not a curated record
AUUAUUUGAAACAAAAUGGCGAGUUGGGCAGCUAAUGAAAGAAAAUAUCCUAGUGAAGACGAUUUGGAUGAUUACGAAUACGACACAGUCGUGAGUAAGCUUGAACAGACGCAAAACAGAGUACUUGGUAGUACGUCUCGAUCUUUGGGCCUUAUUGAGGAAUCUCAUGACAUUGCAAUCAAAACAGCGGAAGAAUUGCAACGACAAGAAGAAAGUCUUAAUCGUACUGAACGAAAUUUAGAUAAUAUAUCGCGCGACGUGGGUACAGCCAACAGACAUAUCAAGUCAGUGCAAAGUAUUUGGGGGGCUAUUGGAAACUAUUUUAGUAAACCAAAGGAAUCUACGAUUGCGAAACAUGAAAAGGAAAAGUCUAUUGUUGAAGAAACGACGUUAAAUCAUAGCACGGAAUUAAGGCUCGAUUAUGCUGAAAAAGAUGUUUUGCCAGGCUAUGACAGUCCAGGACAAGGUACUGAAAGCUUUGAAAAACAAUAUGACACUCACUUGAGUGAAAUAUCUCGUGGACUCAGUAUUUUAAAAGACGAUGCUUUAGUUUUGGGUCAAACCAUUGAUCGCCAUAAUGAUAUCAUAACAAGAAUUGAAGGAAAGGUUGAAAGAGUAGAUGACGAGGUUGGACUGGCUGACAAAAAGAUUCGGAGGAUCCUGGGAAAGUAAUGAGCUUUAGUAGUCGUACAAUGCUUACAUGCAUAAAACCAAGUUGUUGUCUUGUCUACUACAUACUUUGAAGAUCAUUUAAUGUAAAAAUAAUAUAUACUAUUAUAAUGGCAUGGAAAUUUCAUUACAGAAAUUUGGUGUGAAUAAUUAGAAGCCAAUUGGAUUGGUUCUUCUAACCCUAAAUAUAUCAUUUGUAUGUCAAUGAUUUUCCCAGUGUUUUCUGUUUGACUGUACUUAGCGAAGCAAACCUGUUUUACUCCUACAAUGAAAAUAUUUUAUAUAUUUUUUCACUGGUGAAACAAUGAUUGCACUUAUUUUUCUAAAGUAAUAAAUGAUAUUCUUGAAAAAUUUA